UGGGUUCUGGAAAGCUCUGUGGCAUUAAGAACACAUGAAACUGUCCACUGGAAUGUACUGUAAUCAGGAGGAAAGCUCUCAGACUUAAGAUGUCAGCACCUGCUCCGGCCAUCACUGCCACAGCUACUAAAAUGGAGGUGGUUUCAGCAGAAGUCAACAGCCUGCUGCCUGAGGAAAUCAUGGACACGGGCAUAACUCUGGUGGAAGAUGACGGCAUCGAGGCCGUGAUCGUGUCUUCACCCAUGGGAGACUCCAUUCCCAUGGAAACAGAGCUGGAAGAAAUAGUGAACAUAAGCUCCACCAGCGACUCCUCAGCCACGACUACAGCCACAGUCACCACGGAAUCGGUUCCUGCGCCCAGCAGCCACUCAGGAGAUGCAGCACUGACCAGCACUGCCCCAACCCCUGAUGUGAAUGCAGCUGUAAAGCCUGCCUUUCCAGGUGGCCUCCAUAAACUCGGUGCUCAGACCCCUGUCACUAUCUCAGCUAAUCAGAUUAUCCUGAACAAGGCCACUGAUAUUAAAAUAGGCAGUCAGAGUAUUAAACCGGACGGGCAAAAGCUGAUCGUAACAACUUUGGGCAAGUCUGGCCAGCCUAUUGUUUUAGCAUUACCCCACAGCCAGCUCCCACAGUCACAGAAGGCCGUGUCCCCAGCCCAGGGUGGAGACUCCAAGGUACAAGGCCAGCAGAUCAAAGUUGUCAUUGGAGGUCGGUCGGAAGUGAAACCUGUUGUGGGUGUCUCAGCUCUGACGCAGGGAAGUCAGCUGAUAAACACUGCGGCCCAGCCCUCUGUCUUGCAGUCCCAGCAAGUAAAAACUGUACAGAUUGCGAAGAAGACUCGAACCCCAACUUCUGGCCCGGUGAUCACCAAGCUGAUAUUUGCAAAACCAAUCAAUAGCAAAGCUGUUACAGGGCAGACCACUCAAGUGUCACCAGUCAUUGCAGGUAGGGUUUUUUCACAGUCUGCUCCAGGGACACCACCAAAGACAAUAACGAUCUCUGAGAGCGGAGUCAUUGGAUCAUCUUUGAGUACACCAACACAACAGACACCGAAUAAAAUAGCUAUCUCACCACUCAAAUCCCCCAAUAAGCAGCUAACAGUGGUGUCAGUGGCCUCCCAGCCUCCCAACUCCCCCCAGAAGACGGUGGGCGUCCCACUGAAUGUAGCGUUAGGACAGCAGAUCCUCACAGUGCAGCAGUCAGCACCCUCCUCCCCUGGGAAGGCUAUAGUCAACCACACAACCACCCAGGCUGUGAAAUCAGCAGUGCAGACCAUUACUGUAGGAGGAGUGGGUACAUCUCAAUUUAAGACAAUUAUUCCCUUGGCAACUGCACCCAAUGUUCAGCAGAUUCAGGUACCUGGAAGCAAGUUCCAUUAUGUCAGACUCGUUACUGCCACAACAGCCAGUAGUUCAACCCAAUCUGCCAGUCAAAAUCCCAGUACGAAUACUCAGCCUCUGCAACAGGCAAAGCCCGUGGUGGUGAACGCGACCCCAGUGCGUAUGUCAGUUCCCAUAGUACCAGCACAGACUGUGAAACAGGUGGUGCCCAAACCAAUCAACUCAACUUCUCAGAUAGUCACUACUAGUCAGCCCCAACAGAGACUUAUCAUGCCAGCCACUCCACUGCCACAGAUCCAGCCCAACCUCACCAACCUCCCCCCGGGCACUGUGCUGGCACCAGCCCCUGGCACAGGAAAUGUUGGCUAUGCAGUCCUUCCAGCUCAGUAUGUCACACAGCUACAACAGUCAUCCUAUGUAUCUAUAGCGAGCAACACUGGCUUCACAGGGACAUCCAGUGUCCAGUCCCAGGCACGGCUGCCAUUUAACGGAAUAAUUUCUUCUGAGUCUGCAAACCGCCCCAGGAAGCCUUGCAAUUGUACUAAGUCUCUGUGUUUGAAAUUGUAUUGUGACUGUUUUGCAAACGGUGAAUUCUGCAAUAACUGCAACUGUACAAAUUGUUAUAACAACCUGGACCAUGAGAACGAUAGGCAAAAAGCAAUAAAGGCCUGCCUGGACAGAAACCCUGAAGCCUUCAAGCCCAAAAUAGGGAAAGGAAAGGAGGGAGAAUCGGAUCGGAGGCACAGCAAAGGGUGUAACUGUAAACGCUCGGGAUGUCUCAAAAACUACUGCGAGUGUUAUGAGGCAAAAAUCAUGUGUUCUUCCAUAUGCAAAUGCAUUGGCUGUAAAAAUUUUGAAGAAAGCCCGGAGCGAAAGACAUUGAUGCAUUUAGCAGAUGCUGCAGAGGUCAGGGUCCAGCAGCAGACUGCUGCAAAGACCAAGUUAUCUUCCCAGAUCUCAGACUUGCUGACAAGGCCAACACCAGCACUCAGCAGUGGUGGUGGGAAGCUGCCCUUUACAUUUGUCACCAAGGAGGUGGCCGAUGCCACCUGUGAAUGCCUCCUGGCACAGGCGGAGCAGGCGGAGAAGACGGGCAAGUCCAAAGCUGCAGCAGAGCGCAUGAUCCUGGAGGAGUUUGGGCGCUGUCUGAUGAGGGUUAUCAGCUCUGCAGGGAAGUCCAAAUGUGACCCUUGUGCCAUGAACUGCUGACUCAUGCACAUGAGCCACAACGAAGCGGACUGAACAGAACACUUAAGGCACAGGGACACUUUGGCUUAGCAUAAAGGAUUUAAUAAUAUUUGUUAAUUUGGUGCUUGUUGUAAAUUGACCCAUGUAAGAUUGAAACAAGAAAUUCUUUUAUAACAGGAUGUAGAACCUUUUAAACCUUAGCUAAAUCCUCUUCUACAUAAGACAAUACCUAAAGGUCAGUUCUUCUUCCCAAUGUACAGCUUUUACCCUGGGUUUCUUAAAAAUUAGAUGUGUUCUCCCCUUUCCCCCAGAAUAAUUGUCUG
Molecule: messenger RNA, 2851 nt
Organism: Ficedula albicollis (Collared flycatcher)
Lineage: Eukaryota; Metazoa; Chordata; Aves; Passeriformes; Muscicapidae
Gene: LIN54
Product: lin-54 DREAM MuvB core complex component
Exons: 14
Coding region: 90-2549 (819 amino acids)
Biological process (GO): regulation of DNA-templated transcription
Cellular component (GO): nucleus
Source: RefSeq, a predicted model, not a curated record